Molecule: messenger RNA, 3266 nt
Organism: Poecilia reticulata (guppy)
Lineage: Eukaryota; Metazoa; Chordata; Actinopteri; Cyprinodontiformes; Poeciliidae
Gene: sc5d
Product: sterol-C5-desaturase
Biological process (GO): lipid biosynthetic process
Molecular function (GO): oxidoreductase activity; iron ion binding
Source: RefSeq, a predicted model, not a curated record
UGUUGUAAUUGGUCCGCCAGCUUCCUUUAGUCGUCCGUUCACGCCCCUUACCUUUGACACUGGAUACAAGCAACACAGCGGCAGGAAGCCAUGGAUCUGGUGCUGAACGUGGCCGACCACUACGUCCUGACGCCCUACGUCUACCCCGAGACAUGGGCCGAGGACGGCGCCCUGCGGCAGAUCCUCAGCCUCCUGGUGGUGACCAACCUCGGGGCGGCCAUCUUGUACCUCGGCCUGGGAGCAAUCAGCUACCAUUUCAUCUUUGAUCACAAUCUGAUGAAACACCCACACUUCCUGGAGAAUCAAGYUCAGAGAGAAAUUAAAUAUGCGAUGACCUCCCUGCCCUGGAUCAGCAUCCCCACCGUGGCCUUGUUCUUCGCUGAGGUCAGAGGUUACAGCAAGCUGUACGACAACGUCAGCGACUCCCCGCUGGGCUGGUCCGGUCUCUUCCUCAGCAUGAUCUCCUUCCUGUUCUUCACUGACAUGUGUAUCUACUGGAUCCACCGCUUCCUGCACCACAAGCUUAUUUACAAGAUGUUCCACAAGCCACACCACAUUUGGAAGAUCACCACGCCCUUCGCCAGCCACGCCUUCCACCCGGUGGACGGCUUCCUGCAGGGCCUGCCCUACCACAUCUACCCCUUCCUGUUCCCCCUUCACAAGCUGCUCUACCUGGCUCUGUAUGUGUUUGUCAACAUCUGGACCAUCUCCAUCCAUGACGGCGACUACCGCGUCCCUGUUGGCCUGACCGGCGUCAUCAAUGGCUCCGCCCACCACACCGACCAUCACCUCUUCUUUGACUACAACUACGGCCAGUACUUCACCCUGUGGGACCGGCUGGGAGGCUCCUACAGGCACCCGUCGGCUCUCAUGGGGAAAGGCCCCAUGGAGCUGGUUCGGAAACUGCAGGCAGAGGGAAAGUUGGGGAAACAGGAAGUGAACGGACACGCUCAGAGGAAAGAGGAGUAGCAGAGUUGGGAUUGAUUGCAGAGACGAUUCGAUAAUCAGUUGCAAAACUGAGAGGAAAUAUUUAAAGUUCAUGUYCGCCAUAUAAGCUGAUCCUGAUGAACGAGCUUCAACUUGCUUUGUGUUUUUUUUCCUUCAGCAGUGGAGUUUUGUGCAGUCAACAUUUUUUAAAUUGGGGUUGAAAAACUUAUCACGAUAAAUGAGUUUCAUCAUGUUAGUCUAUCAAUAAUUAUUGGUUAGUUUUCUGUUGUAAAUGUCUGAAAUAUUGCCAAACUGGUGACUUUAUCAAGUUUUCUCUCCACGUCAUUUUUUAUUUGUAGGCAGUUAUCAGACAAGGUGGGGAAACUUGAAACUGCUGCUGUGUAUGUUACUCAGUAAGUUGUUGCUAGGCAACCAGUUAGUUGAUGCCACUCACGUUGCUUAUCUAGCUGUGAGAGUUUAAGCGGUUAAAGCCUUUCCUCUGCCUACAUCCCCCAGAAUGCCGUUCGGCUCUGGAUUAGAGUUUGGUGAAUAUUCUAAAUAUUGAAUAUUCUAUUGAUAUUGAUUUAUUGUCCAGGCUCUAGUUUCAAUACAGCACUUGUUUUUAAGUGGAAACAGCUGCUUGCUAACUCCAGGUGUUUUUAAAGCUCUCUGUGAGAGGUCCUCAGGUUCUGGACAGCCCAUCUUUGUGUUUUGGACUCUUGUAAGGAACAGCUGGUGAUGGCCGGUUAGUCUGUGAAUUUAUUUCCUUUCCACUCACAUCUUUGCUCYAGUCGGUCACUGGGCCUAACUCUGGAACCGGUGUUGCACAACAUUAACUGUGUUUCCAUUACAAAUGUGCGCAAAACUUUGUCGCUGUUCUGCUAAUGUUGAAAAAUAAAAUUUUGCAAUUGCGCUGUUCUCAUUAAUUAAGAAACAAAAUGAAAAUCACACAGGAAUAAGUUUAAGUGAUUCCAUUGCAGUUUUGCAAAACAAACAGAUUUCAAUACGGCUGAAAAACCGCAUCAUGCUAACACUUUCCUAAAUUAGCUUGUUUCAAUUAAUGAAAUUUAUUUCUGAAAUGUCAAAUUGUGCAAUUACAUGGUCAAUGAAAUGCAGCUACUGUAACAGUAACAGUGAGGUUCUGAUGGAACGUUUAUCCAUGAGAUGCUUCCUGUUUGAAGAAACCUUUAAAUCCAGUCCAGACUAAACCAGCAGAUAUUUCUCUCUGCUCAUUGGAAAAACGAUUGCUUUCUAAAUCCUGAYGCAUUUAUUAAACAUAAUUUAGGUACAAUGGCUCCCUUUCUUUGUACUUGUAGAUUUCUCUGGUUGUUGGUGACAUGUGGUGUGAACUUCCAGCCUCUCUUAUUAAAUAUAUUCUCUGCUGUGUAGAGUUUAAAGGUCACAUCACAGGUUUCCAGAUACAAACUUGAUUGAAAUGUGCUGAACAAACAAUUUUAUUCUUUUACCACAUUAGGAUCAAAAAGAGGAACCUGGUUGUSCUGGAGUUUUUCYUCUCCACUGUCACCACAAUGCUUAAUGCAUCAAUUUGUUUAUUGUGAAUUGGUGCCAUAAAAUAAACUAAAUUGACUUGAGUCAGAAUUUUGGMUCACAUUUUAGCUUCUGUUCAGAAUCCAACAGAAACUAGUUGAUUUACUCCAAACUCUCUAUUUAUGCUGUUUCUAAACUCAAAACAAAAUCACUGAACUAAUCAGGAUUAUUCUCCAAUAUUCAAAACACUUUAUGCAUGUUUGGUUGUCAAAUUUACACAAAUGUAUCAAAACAAGAUUUAUUCUACUAUACCUGUUUCAACACAUUUUKUCUUCAACAUUUCCCGGUAAAGAUUUAUCGACUGUGAGUACUUUGCACUUUGUACUAUAACAUCAUCCUGCUAAAUCCACUGGUUUAAACAGUAUCACUUUUUUAUUGUUUACAAAGAAAACUUAUAAAAACAGUGAAAAUAUGCUAAACUUAGUAUAACCUGUAAAUUUCACACUUUUUGUUUACUGUAGUUUUUACUGUGUUUCUCUCAACCACAGCUGCUGGUUUAUUACCGUAAAAAUAACAUUGUAGUUUUAUUUUUAUAGUAUGGACAGACCUGCAUCUUCCCCAGCUAAGUGACUGUUGCCAUGGGAACUCACAGAAAGCAAAACAAGUUAGGAGAAAAUUAGCAUUUAUCUUAAUUUAUUGAUAUACCUUCUAACACUGAGCAAUGCUCGAAAUGAGCUGAUUUUUUUUUAUAAGCUUGUAAAACAUAAAACAGCAGAUAAAAGAGCAUUAAAUACAAAACUGGCGUGUUGUUUCAGAAAUGUCCACGGGUAGUUGUAAUGUCCUGGAUAAAU